Messenger RNA from Anopheles coustani, 492 nucleotides. RefSeq names its product myosin regulatory light chain, smooth muscle. The record is from RefSeq and is a predicted model, not a curated record. Gene Ontology annotation, biological process: locomotion; post-embryonic development. Gene Ontology annotation, molecular function: calcium ion binding; myosin heavy chain binding. The transcript has 3 exons. NCBI's taxonomy places the organism in Eukaryota, Metazoa, Arthropoda, Insecta, Diptera, Culicidae. The coding region runs from base 1 to 492 and encodes 163 amino acids. Gene Ontology annotation, cellular component: myosin II complex; cytoplasm.
AUGGAUUUCCUCAAAGAUCUCAACCAACCCAAAGUGUACGAGUUGAAGAAAGCGUUCUGUUUGUUCGAUCUUGACGGGGACGGUGUGAUCAGUGAGCAGGACCUGAAGAAUACGUUUCUGACGCUAGGUGUGGACAAGUCGGACUACGAUAUCGACAAGAUGUUCGAUGGUGUGGUGCAGCCGCUGAACUUGGACGUGUUUCUGCUAUUGAUUCUCCAGCGGGCCAACGGACUGGCCCCGCAAGACGUUAUGCUCGGUGCAUUUCGCAUGUGGGACAAGGCCAACGCGGGCUACAUCGACAAAGAGCGUUUUAUCCACGACAUCACGACGUACGGUGAUCGAUUCAGUUUGGACGAGGCGAACGAAGCAUUGGAGGAUGCCGUCGUCACUCGAGGACCGCAGCUGAACGCCGAUGGCCAGCUGCUCGAGAAGCUUGACUACGUGGACUUUGUGGAGAACAUUUCCGGCUUCCAGAAGUCGGAUCACAAGUGA